Anopheles bellator is the source of this 8555-nucleotide messenger RNA. RefSeq lists its product as uncharacterized. NCBI's taxonomy places the organism in Eukaryota, Metazoa, Arthropoda, Insecta, Diptera, Culicidae. The coding region runs from base 1 to 8439 and encodes 2812 amino acids. The record is from RefSeq and is a predicted model, not a curated record. The transcript is spliced from 7 exons.
AUGCAUAAACAGCUUGUGACCCCGUCGUCACGCGACAAGCUGUUGCAAACGAGCCUACGAAAGAAGAACCAUUUCCUGGGGCUCGGUAACCGUAACGGACAGGGACCGCGACACGUCGUUCGCCGUACUUUGCAGGACUAUUUUCCGAAACGUUUGGCAAAGUCUAGGCUAGAGACGAACAGCAAGUUUAGGAAGCUGACGGAAAAAGUUGUUGCUGAUUUUGACGGAAACGACCCUAUUCGCAUAGUAUCGGGGGAACGAGAAACUUGUGGUCAAGCUUCGGAAACAUCGUCGAUUAGUGUGAAAGUAGAAGUGUCUCCACCGCAAGUUGGUGAGGUGGUUAAAAGUGAGGUCUGUGACGAGGAAGACGGCUUACUGGUCAAGCAGGAGUCUGUGGAUCAGGAAGAUUUAAUAGGAAACUUUAAACAAGACUUCCGAGAGUACUGUUCCGUGCGGUGGAGGUUUCAAAUUGUGCUCUCGAUGCUGCAGGAACGUUUGGAAGAGUUGGAAAACGGUAAUGAAAGUUCUAUCGGUAACGACAGUGCAGGUGGAGACGACCUAGUAGAAGAAAGCCAGGAGGGCAUGUCGUCGGUCAAUCAAGCAUCAAAUCGUACGGUGGAAAGUGCUACUGUGGAUCGUACGCCGAGCCCCUCCAGUGUGCCAACGGAAGAAGGCGAAGUAUCUGCCGGCCUCCUCGAUGAAGGGAGUUCGGAGCCUGAUAAGGAAAAUUAUGCACCACCAUCCCAAGAUGAGGAACAUGCGACGAAUUCGUCAACGCUGGUAAAAGUUACUUCGGCUUCGAAUCCAGAGGAAAACCUGCUCGUCAAGCAGCCGGGCUACAGUCUGCUUGAAUCGUCCAAAUCGGAGAUUCUCGAACCGACGUAUACUUGCGAUAUCGAGCUGGAACCAUUGGAAGGCCGCAAAGCAUCGUUUGUCGAUUCCCUGCUUAACAAGUUUAACCUCGAACCACCGGUAAUGCCGCCGGUAAACAGUUCCAGUGGUCCCGAUGGUGGCGACGCUGCCGAUGGACACUCACCACAGCAGCAACGUCGCUGCUUGCGUGAUCGCACCAAAAUAGCGGCUCGGCCACGAUACAUAGAAAUACCAGAGGAACCGCGUCGGGUGCGCGUAUCCAAGGUAUUCGGAAAGCUGCACAAGACUAUCAAUCUGGACGAGCUCGACAGUACAAACUCGAAUUCGUCGACCGAGUUCUAUGGUUUCGACGAGGGCGAAGUGGUGAAGCUGGACAAACCCAGCCUGCCGGGCCUGUUGCCGACACCGAUCGUCAAAAAAUCGCAGCCAUACGCACCAUUCUUGGCGUACGGCACCAGCAUUGCAGAUGCACUUUCCGGGUGCGAUGAUGGGGCCUCGACUAGCUUCUCCAGUAGCAAGUCGACCGUCAGCGACGGCACCGGCAACAACGAGUUGUUCCGUGAGGAGGGCCUAAUAGAGUUCGGGUCCUUGCCUCCUCGACUCGAGUGUCCUCGUCGUCCAAACGAUAUGGUGCGCCCGCGUACCGUGGCCCAGAAGCGCAUUCUGCUGCAGAAGGAAAACGACGUACGGUACUUGAUCAUCGACAAUGAGUCGAAAAUUUUCCACUUCCUGGAGAAACGCAGCAAAAACAUUGACGCAGAGCUCGAUAUCUGUCGCAUGAAGCAGCUUCAGGACCAACAAAUACCGUUCACUCGCGAUACUUGGCGUGCACUAGCGUGGCUGCGGACGCUGAAGGGUCUUUACUACUUUCAAACGCACACCAUCGACGGUCGGACGGUCAAGCUGACGGGGUGUGCUGGCAAUCACUCCAGCAAAAGGUUGACCAGAAAAAAUGUCUUUUCGUCCGCAGUCAACGCAUCGGGAGGACGAAAGAUUCACUAUAUUACCCAUUGCCGAUGUCCAGAGUAUCCGGAUGGGGUGGACUUGGAUUUAUCGGCCAUCGAACCGCCUGCGUCUGAGGAAGAGCAAUGGGUUGCGAAACCGAGACCGAAGCUUCUACCCAGCGAUGCCUGGGUGCGAUCGGCCGACUAUCGGCAGCAGCCCUCCUUUUCGGGCACCAAACCAGGGCCGCUCUCAUCGAAACGAAUAUCCCAUGCGGCCUACGAAGACGAUCCGUAUCUGGGACCAUUGGAGAUCUUUCACAUGCCCACCGCGGAGCUGGAGGUGUUUCCGAAAAUCAACCGCCCGCUCGAUGGGUACGUGAAGCCCUUUCUCAAGAUGAUACUGCCCCACAGCGGCAUCACCGAGAAUUGGGCUCGAUUCGCUGUGUCGACGCUGCGAUCCACACGCACGGGUGACGGACCAGACGAUGACGAACGGUCUUUCGUGUUCGAGUUGCCAUACGCUAACGACGCCCGCAAACUGCUCGUCCGCCGACGACUGAUCGCACGACCGGGUGAGGAGCUGACGGUGGCAUGUAGAGCAAAGACGGAAGUGAAGGGGGUGACCGAUUUGGAGCACUUCGAGCGGGUGCUCGCCGAACGUUUGUCCUUCCGGGAAGCGAUCGAUCAGGCUUUGGAACGUGGAGAAACGGUUGACGCGGACGAGCGCAUCUGUGCGGACAUCGUUACUGAGCUUACCAACUCGGUGGCGAUUACCGUCGCCGAAGAUAUGUUUAUGGCGCUUGAUCCGGAUGCCGUAAGUCGAACACCUCAACAGGAGCAACCCGCCAAAACAGCAAAGCCACUUUCGGUAGACACCGAUUGCGCAACUGCUACCUCGCAUCCGGCGCUACCGCUGUCAUCCAGUGCCUCUCCGAGCGCUACCGCUGCGGCUCCAUCCGAAGGAACCGAAGGAAAGAGUUGCGAAGGAAAGAGUUCCGAAGGAAAGAGUUCCGAAGGAACAGCGAGCAAAGCGGCCAACGAUACAGCGAAACUGAAGCUACUCCGCGAGAUGAAGCGACUGAAUGCGACUAUCAUUGAAAGCCCGAGCCAUGCGCCGCCACCGACCGGCAAUGCGGCGACUGGCGAAUCCCAGCAGCAACCUUGCGACCCCGUGUACUGUGCCCUAGGCUGUAUUUGCGAUAUUCUUGGCCGAUCGGAGCAAAUCAGCAGUACUUCGAGUGCGAUUGCCAGUUCCCUACGCCGUCUUCAUUGCAAAGAGGCCCACUGUGUGCUUGGGUGUGUCUGUGGGUACGAGCAGAAAUCGGUUAAUCACACGCAACAGGUCCAGACGCAGGGCGACAUGAAGGGCAGCGUUGAAGGCUCGUCCGCACUGACCAGUGCGGAUGUGAAGUAUCUGCGCGAGAAGGCUACGGCCCGGUUGGCGAAAGUUGAACGCGACUUUGCCCCGACGGUAAUCCUGACCGACAACGCCACGGUGCUGGUGCGCAACACGGAGUCGGAAACGCGGCGCCAAAAGAAGAAACCGAAAAAGUACGACGACUACUACAACGAGAACAGCAUGCAGAUUUUGCUAAAAGGGGGGACGCUCGAGUCGCAGCAUUCGACAGAAGCCACUGCCCCACCACCGCUGGAACCGUUACCGCUUAGCGAGCGCAUGCGACACGCGCACGUGCUGCUCAUGAAACUGCCGGAACUGUCUACUCUCGAACCGUGGUGUAUGGUACACGAGUUGUACCGUUGCUAUUGUGGAGGAACUGCCACGCAUGGAAAAUCGUUUUCGUUCUACGAAGAAAACUGUGUUUCGUUACCGGCAUCGAAAGGCGUAUCGAAAAGCGAAACUUCCACCACUCCAACGAUCGCCAGUCGCAUGAUGAGCAACAAAGUAGUGCAGGAUGUGCCCCUAGCUGCCCCUUCCGGUUCGUCCGUGUACGGUGUGCCCCGAAAGCGAUUGUAUUCGUUUGAGAAAGUUUCGCCAACUGCCGGUGGAGUGGAGUGCGUACCGAACCGAGUCAACGCGUGGAUGACCCCCGCCCGGCCAUCUGCCUCCAUCGUUACAUCGGCACCGGUCUCCGGUCGUGCGUCGUUCCGAAAACGGGACAGCUCCGAAGAGUCAUACAAGCCGGUUUCGGAGUGGAAGCAACCGAAACGCAAGUUCAAAGCAGCCGACGAUGCUGGCGGUGCUGCUGUCAGCGGUGCCAUCGCCUAUCGGCGCAAUUCGACGAUCGCGAAGCGACGCUUUUCGAUGGCUGUCACGGGAGGAAACUUGGAUCGGGCUGCCGAUCCAACACAAGCAGCGAUAGCUGGUAGCAGUACAAAGGUAGCCCGGUGGUCUGACCCACAAACGCGCUUUGAUGCGGGGGCAUCCGUUUCCGAUGCGCAGUAUAAGAUAAUUCCCCGGUCCACUCCGAAGAGUACCGGAAUUUCCAACAUCGUGCUAAAACGCAUCCCACCGGUACCCGAUGCGGCACAGGUAAAUAGGAAUAUUGCGAAGUCCGUCAAGACGUCGCUGCCACCACCGAAAACGAAGGUGGUACUACCGGAGAUGCACGCGAGCGUGGUGAUAUCUGAUUCGUCUGACGAAUCGUCACCAGAGUGCGAGCCCUCAAGCCGUGUGCUAGUGAGUCGAGAGAAGAUGAGGGGCCCAAACACUGAUGGGGCUCACGUCAGUACCGCUGUUACGAAAGUGCUAACGGUGCACGGACUAAAGCAGCUGAUACACCGGGAACACCAACACGGAACACCCGUCCCUGCUGGCAAAAAUCGAAUCCAGUACGUCCAUUUGGUGGACAGUCACGAGAACGUGCAAAAUCACGAAAAGUACCGGAUACUUCUGGAUAAAUCGAAGCGACUGAUCGUUUGCGGCGAUAACAAAUCGUUUGUGCAUGCCCGCGUGAGUAGCCGCAAGGAUGUGUUGCAGCGCCUGGCGCCCUAUCCCCAGGUAAUGGUUUACAUCGUGCAGAUGCUUCCGAACCUGAAUGCCGCCUCCACCAGCGUGCGGCACAAGGGCCCUGAAACGAUGCGAUCGUCGAGUGCUUCUACUUCGCACACACAGCUCAAUCGACCGAAGGGCACGGACGGCUCUGGUAGGGUUCAAGGUGAUUGUGGGGCAUCGAUGGCAGCAGGAGCCGAUCAGAAAGCUCAGAUAUCAACAAAGCAGCAGCAGCAGCAGGAGCAAAACGAUCAGCAAGUCGCUUCCCUAAUACGGCACAUUAGGACGUUGCUGAUGCGUGCAACCCUUCAUAUCAAUAUGGUCAAGAGUGGCAUACUCCAUAUGUGUCGCUGGCCGGCCCUGCUGAACGCGUUCACGCUUGGUCAGGCCGAUGUGCUGGACGUGACGUUUGCCAGUGGCGAAAGGCAAACCGUCAUCACGACCGAUCAUUCGGCCGAUAUGCUGUUCCACCAGUAUGUGCAGAGCAGUUUCAGCGCAAGGCGUUCACGUUUUGUCGCACGGUCUGCCGCAGAACCGCUACCACCCGAACAGCGGCGACGGUCGCUACUGAUGGAACUUAUCCUCACGCAGGCGGAUUCCGUCCGCAUGAGCAAGGAUCUCGGGCUCAUUCUUUACGGUGGCGAACAUUGUUGGUUGUUUUGCGGAUUUUUCGAUAUGAAAGGCAACGGUACAGCUUCAAAGACGUCGGAUAAUAAUCGACCGCAAGCAAAACCGCCGGUGGUAUGUUCCUUCGCAAAGAGCAGUUCGUCGAAGCCCGAAGUCAACAUGAUUACCGAACAGUCGUUGUCCAAAGCGUUUUUGAAUUCUGGUCGCACAAAUUUACACAUCAUAAACGCAGCUACGGUGCCGAAGUCAACGGCAUCGGCCCCAGCGUCUGCCGAUUCAGAGCCGAGGAUCAAAUGCCGUUGGUUGAAGCUUACCAUAGCGAAUGAUUUCAGCGACAUGUUCAUCCCAUCCUGGAAGUGUAGCGUUUCGUUCUCCCAAAUAAGGAACGCGAUCGAUGUCGCCAACAGUAAGCGCACUGUGUUCUGUCUGAAGUGUACAAACCAUUCGUCCGAGAUUAACAUGUCGUCGCCACGCAUCUACGCCGUGCCGUACCAGAGCUGCACUGUCUUCAUGGGGCCAUACCCAUUGUGGCAGAAAACGAUCGAUAUCAAACUGUGUCAGUCGGUCGAUGGGGUGAUGUACACGCGCGAAGAGUACGAGCGACGGAAUGGAGUCAUCUGCGAUAAAAGGUAUCGUACGGCGGGUCGGUGGAUUGAGAUGAAGGUGAAUGCGAUCGAGAACCUACAGCGAGGGCUCGACCGCUCAAAGGUCGAUCGAAAUCCGCUGAAUAAGGUGAGGGGUUCAAAGUCAUCUGUCGUCAAAACAGCGCCAGCACAACCGCCACCAGCACCACCGGCACCACCACCACCACCACCAACACCAACAUCAACAUCAACAUCAACAGCACCCGCCAAGCCGAUCAUAAGUUCGGUAGCCAACAAUCGAUCACUUUUGAAACGCAGCUUUACCAAUGGGCCCUCCUCCGCCACUUGCAAUGGUGGGGUUAACGAAAACGAGACAAACAGCAGCGUAAGCAUUGUUGCCAAUUGCAAAGACGGUAGCAGCAGCAGCAACAAGGACUCGAUUGUGAUCCUAGAAAACGAAGACAACAACGUAGAGAAGGCAGGUCCGACCAGUACGAAUCCGCCGACAGCAUCCACCGCUGUCAGUAGUGUGGACGACGGGGAGGAAGGAAUACAGAAUGGCAAACGUAAACGAUUAUCGUCGGUGAUCAGCGCGGAGCUGUCCGACGAUGGAGCUGACCGUUUGUUGAAGCUGUUGGAAAAAACGAUGCAACAAACGCGGCAGGAGAAGCAGAAACUGGAGUUGAUGAUAAAGUCCAGCCAAGCGAAGGGGGAAACUGCGCAAUUAUUUGCUGCUCCUUUGGUGGACCCCAAACGUAAGACGAGCGGGAGCGAGGAACAGACCGUUCCUUCUGCGUUGCGCCAACAACGUCGCCUCAGCCUGCGGCCCUCGGUCGAUGGACGCUUAGAAACGACUCCUCGACCAGCUACAUCCGAUAUCGUACCGAGUGGUCUGCAAAGAAACGCACAGUGUAGGAUUUCGUUGCCAAAUCCUGUACCAAUGACUAAAACGUCGGUGAAGCUACCGGUGGAACAGGCCAAUGUGCCAAAAACAGAUGGCCACGCUAAAUCGCAUAUCGUAUCCCCACCUAAUGGGGCUACGGCCAAAACGGGGGAUGUUGGUUCCGGUGGUCUGAAGGUUCGUUCGAUGGAGAGCCUUCGCAUUCGCCCCGCGGAAUCUGUUGUCUCUGUUUCGAAUGCAACUGGUGCGAAAGAUCACGGUGAGGUAGUCUGUCUGGAUGAUGACGAUGACGGUGAUGAUGACAAUGGCACACCGAUUGGCGAUGUUCCGGCAAACGGAAUUCGAAACACACCGGGCGUCGGGGGUAUCGGUAAAGGCAACAGGCCACAGAUGGUUUUGAGUCAACAACAGGCCGCACUUAUCGCCAGUAAGCUAAACCUGAAAUCUGGUGGCGAUCAACAACUGGGAUUCAAAUUCAAUCCCACGAACGGUGUGGUGGCGAUGAAACGAUCGCUUAUCCAAAGUAUCACCCAAUCAAGCGAACAGCUGCUUGGUGCUGCAGGCGGGAAACAUGCGGAAGGUCCGAGAGGUGCCACCGCAACGCCUUUCACCGCGGCUUCGCUUGCGGCCCUCCGGAGGCAAAGCAUAGCAGUGUGUACCUCGACGCCUACCACCUCAGCCUCGACAGUUCUCCUAACGCACCCACCCACUUUCGGCGCUCCAAAGGAGACGACGCCUCGAAGCAGUGAAGCUGAUCAAAGCUUUGCUUCGGGACUGGUCUGCUUAACGGAGGACCAGGAGGCACGGCUGUUGUCGAAACGACACGUAAAAGGUGUGCUAAAGUCAAACAUUCCCAACCUCGGCCUGGUGGAGGUAGUUCGGAUGAGGAACCAUGCAGACAUUAUCAUCCGAAUGAGGGAGCUGACGGCCCAGAAACAAUACGUAAGCGUACCGACGUUUGCAUCUGCCACCAUCCUGCUGAAUGAGUUCAUCCAAAAAAAUACCUACACGCUCAUGCCUUUCUCGCUCCACAUCAAGUGGAUAUUCGAAGAACGUUCGACGCCACUGCCGCCUCAGGAAAAGUUAACCAGUAUUAUAAACCGGCGCAGUGUGGUGACGUCGCAAGGAAUUGUGGAUCUUUCGAAACCGGACCUGUUGCAAGGGCUUCAGACGAUGAUGCCGGAAGCGUACGAUGAUCUCAUGCUGAGAAGGCUCGCAAUGCUAUGUUAUCCGAAAGAAUUGUACGAAAAGCACAAAUGUUACGAUAAUGAGGAAAAAAUCUUCACACGGGCUACAGAAGUCAUCAGCACCUUAAAGCAGUCGACCCAAGCGAAGGAACAAGAGCUGUGCUUCUACAAAAAGAUGCUGAAAAAGAACGAAGAAAAGUUCAAGCGUUUGCAGGAGCCUCGAGCACCCCAGCAGCAAAGGCGCGAAAGUGUAGCGACAUACGGCAAUCGGUCAGCAGAUGGAGGCAAUGGGAAUACCACGGUCACAACUUCAAAGCAAAACCGCAACAAUGCCAACCCAGGAGGUGGUGUGAUCGUUAUUGAGGACGAUUAAAUACCGCGUGUGGAUCUUCGUUCCUUUUUCCUUGUUACGUCGUACAUGGAAAAGGGAAGUGCAAAUAAAAUAUGUCAAAGAAAUCACCGGUUUUCGCCGGUGGUAAAUAAAGCCGA